AUGGGCCAACCAAGCGUCCAUCCCAUGCGACCUGAAUCAUUGGCCCGCGGGCUGGCGCAGCCGCGCGAGGUGACUCUGGCGCCUGAAGACUCGGUCUCCAGUCUCAGCUUUAACCCCAAGGCGAACCAUCUCGUAGCCACCUCAUGGGAUAAGCAGGUUCAGUGCUGGGAGGUCCUGCCUGGUGGGGUAUGCCAAGCGAAGGCCUCAAUUUCGCACGAUCAGCCGGUGCUGUGCUCGGCAUGGAAGGAUGAUGGGAUGACUGUUUUCUCGGGAGGUUGUGAUAAGCAGAUUAAAAUGUGGCCGCUGCUGUCUGGUGGGCAGCCCACAACCUUAUCAGGGCAUGAGGCGCAUGUCAAAGAACUCGCUUGGGUGCCACAGAUGAACCUUCUUGUCAGUGGAAGCUGGGACAAGACUUUGAGGUACUGGGACAUUAGGCAACCUCAACCAGUGCAUGUUCAACAACUUCCUGAGCGUUGCUAUGCUCUAUCACUUUGUUAUCCUCUCAUGGUGGUUGGCACUACUGAUCGCAACGUAAUAGUCUUCAAUCUGCAGAAUCCACAGGCUGAAUUCAAGAGAAUUGUAUCACCUUUGAACCUACAGACAAGGUGUCUUGCCGCAUUUCCUGAUCAACAAGGGUUUUUGGUUGGAUCUAUAGAAGGAAGAGUUGGUGUUCAUCAUGUGGAUGACUCUCAGCAAAGCAAAAAUUUUACAUUUAAAUGUCACCGUGAUGGCAAUGAAAUAUUCUCUGUUAACUCACUGAACUUCCAUCCUGUGCACGGCACAUUUGCUGCUACAGGCUGUAAUGGAGGUUUCAAUUUUUGGGAUAAGGACAGUAAGCAAAGGCUGAAGGUUUUUAGUAAGUGUCCAGCACCCAUCACAUGCAGUACAUUCAACCAGGACGGCUCUAUAUUUGCUUAUACGGUAUGUUACGAUUGGAGCAAGGGAGCUGAGAAGCAUAAUCCUUCUACUGCAAAGACAAAUAUCUUUUUACACAGCGUACAGGAAUCUGAUGUGAAAGGAAAGCCCCGUACUGGGAAGAAGUAG
Molecule: messenger RNA, 1044 nt
Organism: Panicum virgatum (switchgrass)
Lineage: Eukaryota; Viridiplantae; Streptophyta; Magnoliopsida; Poales; Poaceae
Product: protein RAE1-like
Exons: 11
Coding region: 1-1044 (347 amino acids)
Biological process (GO): transcription-dependent tethering of RNA polymerase II gene DNA at nuclear periphery; RNA export from nucleus
Cellular component (GO): nuclear pore
Molecular function (GO): RNA binding; ubiquitin binding
Source: RefSeq, a predicted model, not a curated record